Rotaria socialis is the source of this 1572-nucleotide messenger RNA. The record is from the annotation of a GenBank genome assembly. Lineage: Eukaryota; Metazoa; Rotifera; Eurotatoria; Philodinida; Philodinidae.
AUGAAGACGAUGAUUGAUAUAGGUGCAAAUCGCACUUUUAUUUCUAUUAAAGCAUUACAUCUAUCAUAUAAAAAACAAUCUAUUAAUAAAUUAUCUAGUCGUGUAAUUUUAGCUGAUGGUUAUACAUCUAUUUCUAUUAUUGGUACAGUACAUUUAUCUAUUAACAUGGAUGAUAUGUUAACUACUAUUAAAGCAUUUAUUGUUAAACAAUUAUGUGUUGAUUGUAUAUAUGUUAACAAGCAUUGUAUUAAUUAUCCAGCACGUUUAAUCAAACAUAUUCGAAUUCCCCCAAAACGAACAGUGUCAGUUCCCGUCUCUGUUGCAUUAUUCUCAGUUCAAGUAUUAUUUCGUCCCUCUUUUCAAUUACAACAACGAUCACCUAUAAUUAUGCUAAAUUCUUCAUUAAAUAUUCAUCGUCAUACAUCGUUUAUUUCACUUCAUAAUCCAACAAAUGAAGUUCAUUUAUUACCUAAAGGUAUAAUAUUGGGUACAACUACUAUUCCUACUUUAUCUUUUAAAAAAGAUCCGGAAAUAGAUUAUUCAUUAGCACAGAAAAAUAUAUGCAAUUUAAUUAAACCUAUUACUAAUUCUGAACAACAAGACAAAGUUAAACGUAUUCUUGAUAAACCCGUCAAAUUAUUUGAUACAACUAAACCUACAAUUGUUAUUAAUGUAAAAUCACAUGUAAUUAAAACUCUUGAUUAUCCACCACCAUCAUCCAAACCAUAUUAUUCUACUCCAGCUAAACAAGAUGCAAUGUAUAAGAUUACUCAAGAAUUACUUCAGUUUGAAUUAAUUCGUCCAUCUUAUUCUCCUUAUGCAGCACCCGCAUUGUUAGCAGCUAAACAUGAUGGUUCAUGGCGAAUGGUAGUUGAUUAUAAAAAAUUAAAUAAUAUUACCAUUAAAGAUAAUCAUCCAUUGCCAAAUAUGGAACAAACCAUUGAAGUCUUAAGCAAUGGUUAUCAAUUCUUUUCGAAAUUUGAUAUGAAAAGUGGAUUUUGGCAGAUUCCAGUUGAAGAAGAAGAUCGACACAAAACCGCAUUCAUAACACCUGAAGGUCUUUAUGAAUGGAACGUUUUAGCACAAGGUUUAAAGAACAGCCCACCAUCAUUCCAACGUGUUAUGGCAAAUAUAUUAUCUCCGUGUCAUCCAUUCGCAUUGGUUUAUAUUGACGUGUUAUCAAUUUUAUUGCAACAUAAUUUCCAACUUAAUCCCUCUAAGUACAGUAUGUUUCGCCAACAAAUUGAUUAUUUAUCCCAUACAAUAUCGAAACAAGGUGUUACACCUACUAAUGAAAAAAUUCAAGCAAUUAUUAAACUACGAGAAGCUUCCACAUUAGCGGAAGCAAAUAAGUUCCUGGGUGCCAUUUCAUGGUACCGUCAAAAUAAUUGUUUAGCGGAUUAUUUAUCUCGUCAUCCAAUACAACCUAAUGAACAAAUUUUCGAUGAGGAUUAUGAUAUUAGUAUGUUAUUUCAAGGGGAACCACCAGCAAAGGUGUCUGUUCCUGUUAACAAUUCUCAAUUUAUUGGUGCUGUUAUAACACGUUCAAAGGCAAAACAGAUACAGCAAUAA